This is a messenger RNA of Rotaria sp. Silwood1, 555 nucleotides long. The record is from the annotation of a GenBank genome assembly. NCBI's taxonomy places the organism in Eukaryota, Metazoa, Rotifera, Eurotatoria, Philodinida, Philodinidae.
AUGUCUUUAACACCAAAUAUGAUUGAUACAGCUAUUGGUGCUAGUCCACCAUGGUCUGGUACUCGUGAUGUAGCUUGUUCUCCUAUUUGUUUUGGAAAAACAAUUGGAUCAACAUCAAAUGAAGGUUUUGAUUGUUCAUCAAUUGUUUCUCAUCAGGAAAAACAAAACAUACAAGAAAAUAUCUUAAAGAAUAAAAUCUCCAACAACGAGCAAUCAUCAUCUUUAUCAUUAUCGCCAAUUGAUUCAUCAAGUAGUAACACAACUCCUGUGUUAUCCUCUGUUUCAUCAACAAAACCGCUUUCAUUGAUGUCGAUAAAUCUGAAUGAUGCAUAUUGUUUGAGCUCAAAUAGAAGUUCUUGUUCAACAACAAACAAUAUGAACAAUAACCGUUGGUGGCCAGUUGAUUCUGUUAAUCGAUAUAGUUUCAAGGAUCGCCAACAUAGAGUACGAACUAGCCGUUACAAUCCAUUCGAUCAACGUCGAGCUUGUGAUACAAGAUCAGCAAUAAUGACGAGAAGUAAUACUACACAGAAAUUAACUUAUUCAACGUUUUAA